Molecule: messenger RNA, 1713 nt
Organism: Symbiodinium natans
Lineage: Eukaryota; Dinophyceae; Suessiales; Symbiodiniaceae
Source: the annotation of a GenBank genome assembly
AUGCAGGAGCUGUCCUUGGUGGAAGGCAACCAGCGGCGGGACUUUGCGGACAUAGUUUGGCAAAUCGCCGAACGCAGAGGUUGCAACGAGUUUGUGGUCAGGUACGACUGCGGACAUUCACUUCGAGCGGAGGUUUCAGCUCCUCAUUUGCCGAGCACGAAGGACUACGGCACUCACGAAGCAGAUCGCUCGCGUUACGUGCAACACUGUUUGCAUGUCCUCACCCGCCAUCCUGCAGACAUACAGGUGCAGGUAACCGUGCCGGAGGGACGCUGCCGGCAUUGCCAGCGCGGACAACGACAGACUUUAGUAUGCGGACCUGUCCAUACCGAUCUGAGGGAGCCCGCCGCCCCAGGCCUCGUCGCCAAGACAUUGGGCCGCGGUCCACUGGACGCUUUGACGCACGCCAAGCGGGUUGAACUGCCCAUGACCGCCCACUCCUUCCUGGCGACGAUCGGGCAGGUCUGUAAGAUGCCGGAGACGGCCAACCUUCACCCACUGGCAGGUGCGCAGGAAGCUGUCUUGGAGAUGCCCUGGGCUUCGAAGCCGAUGAUGCCUAAAGAGGAGAUACACCAAUGGACGCGGAAAGAGAUCGAGGAUGACGUGGAGUCGAUGCUCCUCAGGUAUAUCUGCUGCUCGGCCAUCUUGCUCUUUGUGUUCAGCGGCGAGAGCUUCUACCAUCUGGUCACAAAUCUGAUGCCGAUUCAGCAGGAAGCCGAUGGAACCUUCAAGGAAAUCGAGUACAUAGGACUCGACCAGCUAACUCCAGAGCUGGUAGUUCUGAGCAAUCUCACCUCCCUCAGUGGCCUCGAGAUGCGGGUGGCCAACUGUACUUGGAUAAUGUCGACGCUGACGUAUGCGGUGCACAAGGCUGCCGGUCCAGGGGAGGCCGCUGACGGCACUGAUGCGAUUGGGAGCAGUGGCGGUUAUGUUUGGAGCGGAAUUGUGCAUCCCGUGUGGGUGGGGAUUCUGAUCGGGUUUACUCCGCUCCUGUGUGUCUUCGAGUUCAUGAUUACCAUGCCGCGCUUCGUCAUGCUGAACGUCAUGUUUACCGGCAUCCGCUGCCUCAUCCUACAGCCUGGGCGCUUGCUCAUGAGUCUGUUGAGCAGCAUCUUAGUAUUCUUGACGCGGUCCCUGUUCUCGCCUCCUGCGGUUUUGGUCACUACAGUUCCUACGGCCAAUCCACUCCUGGGCGCGGCGUUCAUCUGCAUAUCGCUGGCAGCAAUUACUUCGCCGGUCCCUCUGCUUCUGCUCGCCCGCGACCUCUGGAACACGACUUCCAACCUGGGACUUGUCAGGAGAUGUAGGCGAGCCGCGGCAGGAAACAAGACUUUGAACAAAGCCCUGGAUCGACUUCCAUUUGGAGCCUCACGUUCACGAGGUUCGGGCCGGGGAUCGCGUGAUCCCAAGAAAGAUUGCAAAGGCGAUCGGCCGAGUCGCAGCGAUUCCGGGAAGGGCGACAAGCUGCAGGGCAAAGAUGACAAAGGGUCCAGUGCCUUUGCUCCACCCUGCUUCGUGUGCCUCGACAAGCCUUCCAGGUACAUCCUGGAACCUUGUGGACAUCGAGUUGUGUGUGGGGAUUGUGCUGUGCAGCUUGUGGAUGCAGCCGCACGGACUCGCACGGCUACGGAGGCAGACCGGGGUGGCGAUCGAGGGGGCAACUGCCCAUCUUGUACAAUGGCCAUCAACCGUGCGAUGAGAAUAUUCCCAUAA